Messenger RNA from Cryptomeria japonica (Japanese cedar), 1418 nucleotides. RefSeq lists its product as uncharacterized. The record is from RefSeq and is a predicted model, not a curated record. The coding region runs from base 451 to 1053 and encodes 200 amino acids. Lineage: Eukaryota; Viridiplantae; Streptophyta; Pinopsida; Cupressales; Cupressaceae. The transcript is spliced from 3 exons.
GCAAACUUGGCAGCAGAAGGCAGGCCCAAAGGAAGAAUUUCAAUUUGAGGAACAGGAAAGUCAUCCCUUCGAGAGUAAAUGCUAUCCUAGUGGGAGGAGUCAACACUACAGGUUUGAAGGAGCAAUACGGAGUCAAGGCCAAUCCGCCAACUGGACAUCUUCCAGAAAGAGGUUGACAGAGAGGAACGAAAUCGACAGAAGGAUCGAUUUGAGGCGCAACUCAAAGCACGUGGCCCUACCCUAUCAAGAGACAGACUAGAUCCCCAACAAAAAGAUCAAAGGGAUCAAACAUGGCGAAAGGCCAACUAUGAAACAAAUGGAAAAUCCUAUUGCCCUCCUGAUCAAAGAAGGAGAUCGAUGGUCAUUUAAUUGAACAUCACAGUUUCGAUCUUCAGUCAAUAUAAAGAUUGUGGUCUUUUCGUCAAAUGGACGAGUAAAUAAGCUAACAAAAUGAAGAUUAUUCAAUGGUGGAUGAACAAUUAUCAUGGCCGAGUGGGGUUCCCUAGGGCACAUGAUAUGGACUACCAUGACCCAGAGAAUAUGGGUUUCCAAGUGGAAAAACAUCGAGCUGUGAAUAUCGAAGUUGAAGAUAAUGAUCCUCUGGAAGAAGAUGAUCAUGCGCCAGAAAACACAGUUGAAGAUGAUGGUACAAAUACAUUGAUUCAUGACACAUUUAGUACUGGUGCAACUGAUCAUGAUGAUCAAGAUGACUUUGAUGUUGUUCAUGAUUUACUUGUACUUGAGAAGGCAUAUGAGCCUCUUUACAAAGGCUCCCAAACAACUCUUCUCUUUGUUGUGUUGUUGAUGGUGAACUUGAAGGUUAUGAAUGGUUUAUCCAACAUAGCAAUCUCACAUAUGUUAAGAUUGAUAGGUGAUUUUUUGUUACCACCAUCAAAUAUUCUACCUCGUUCAUAUCGAGAAUUAUCUGCCAUUAUGAAAGAUAUUGGAAUGGAGUAUCAAGCAAUAGAUGCAUGUCCCAAUAAUCAUAUUAUAUAUCAUAAACAACAUGAAUUUGCAACAGAAUGCCCUGAAUGUCAUAUCAGUAGAUAUUGAACAGAUCAACUAACAAAAAAGGUGCCUUGCAAGGUUCUUCGUUAUAUUCCCUUUUUUCCACGUUUGCAACGAUUAUUUAGGUGCGAAAGCUUGGCACAAUUUAUGGAUUACCAUGCACAUAAUAUAAGUCGAGAUGACAUUCUUUGAAUGCCUGUGGAUGGUUCUGUAUUUAUGGACAUAGAGGAAAAAUGACUACACUAUAAAGAAGAACCUUGUAAUCUCAGGCUUUCAUUGGCAGUGGAUAGUGUCAAUCCAUUUGGAGAGAUGAGAUCUAUUUACUCGGUGUGGCUUGUUUUUGUUAUCAACAAUAACAUUCCUCCAUGGAUGUCAAUAAAGAGGGAGCACAUAAUGUUGGCAAUAAUUGU